Messenger RNA from Peniophora sp. CBMAI 1063, 408 nucleotides. The record is from the annotation of a GenBank genome assembly. Lineage: Eukaryota; Fungi; Basidiomycota; Agaricomycetes; Russulales; Peniophoraceae.
AUGAAGUUCGCCGCCACCACCCUUGCUCUUGUUGCUGCCGUCUCCGCGACCGUGGUCAAAUACGAUCCCGUCUACAACAACGCUGGCCAGUCGCUCGACACCGUCGCCUGCUCCGACGGAUCGCACGGUCUGCUCACUAAGGGCUUCACGACAUUCAGCUCGCUGCCUUCGUACCCCAACAUCGGCGCAUCGCAGUACGUUGGCGGCUACAACGACGCGGACUGCGGCUCGUGCUGGAACAUCACCUACCAGGGCAAGAGCACGUUCUUCACUGCCAUUGACGUCGCUACGUCGGGUAUCGUCACCUCGCAGACGUCAUUAGACACGAUCACCGGCGGACACGCCGUCGAGUACGGACAGAUCACUGCAUCGGUGCAGCGCGUCGCUUCCAGCCUCUGCGGUCUGUAA